This is a messenger RNA of Salpingoeca rosetta, 848 nucleotides long. Its product is annotated as NADH dehydrogenase iron-sulfur protein 4. NCBI's taxonomy places the organism in Eukaryota, Choanoflagellata, Craspedida, Salpingoecidae. The coding region runs from base 51 to 593 and encodes 180 amino acids. The transcript has 5 exons. Gene Ontology annotation, biological process: electron transport chain. The record is from RefSeq and is a predicted model, not a curated record.
CUCCGCCUUCUGCUUUUUUUUGACACCAAGCAAGCAAGCAAGCAAGCAAGAUGAUGCGUCUGGGCGUGCGGCGGGUGGCUUCCUCAGUGCUUGCGAUGCGGUAUGGGGCAUCGGCGAGCAUGCCGCUGGCACGGCGCUUUGCUACAUCCGACAGCUCUUCGUCAGACAACACAGCCGUGCAGAAACAACAGACUGUGCCCCAGUUUGACGUGCAGACAGCCACAAACAACACACAGGCGACGGUGGGCCCGUUCCUGACAGGGACACCCGUGGAGCAGCUGAAGGAGCGUCGUGUUCGCAUCACCGUUCCCACACGCAACGUCAUGCAGUCUGGUGAGGCCAAGAUGAACAGAUGGGUCAUCACAUGGGACACAAAGGAGCGCUGGCAGAACCCGCUCAUGGGAUGGGCAUCCACUGCGGAUCCGCUCUCCAACGUCGAUGUCAAGUUUGACUCCAAGGAGGACGCCAUCGCGUUUUGCGAGCGCAACGGCUGGACCUAUUACGUGCAUGAGCCGUCCCGCCGCCGCCGCAUGAAGAAGAACUAUGGCAACAACUUCUCCUGGGACAAGCGCACACGCAAGAACACCAAGUAAACCGUGGUGUCCCAUCAAGCCAGCAUCUCUUUGUUGGCCUGAAGUGCGUGCGCGCGUGUUUAUGUGUUAUCCUGUCGCCGUGUCGAGUCGCAGGCGCUUCAAUGGACGUGUGUGUGUGUGUCGGUUGUACUCAGCAGCCUGCCACUAGCUAGCUGGCAGCGUUGAGCUUGUGGGGACAGCGUGAAACUGCAGUAAAAAGUGGUUGUGGUGCAAUUUCAUUGCAGGUUUGUAUUAUGGGUCGUAUGUACAAGUCCA